AAAACUUCCCCGGUUUUAUUUUUACCUGUGCAGUGACACAUCAGCAGGCAGGUGACUUCUCCUGGCGUUAGAGGGUUCCUGAGCUCCAGGGAGGGAGACAGCCGACCAUGGCCGACUCCCAGCUCAUGUGCAUGGAGGACGGUCACAUCGGAGCCAAAGUCCCGGAGACCAGACCGGAGUUCUACUACAGCGAGGAGCAACGCGUGGCCAUCGAGGAGCUGCUCAGGAAUGGGGACGGCGCCUUCAAAACACGACUCAAAGAAGACAACAUGAAAGACUUCCUGUCCGCCAGGGAGGUCAAACUGUUUCAGAACUCUUUCAAACGGUACGACUCCGGGAAUGACAGCAGAAGCACGGCGUCCCCCUCCAGGUCGGAGCAGGGAGCCGCCGGUACCGACGCGGAUUCGGGGGUCCACUCCACCUACUGGCCCCAGAUGUCGGACACUGAGGUGCCGCCGCUGGACAUCGGCUGGCCCAGCGGGGGGUUGUUCAGAGGGGUGACCCGGGUGGCCGUGCACACACACCCGCCCAAAGACAGCGGACCCCACAUCAAGGAGGUGGUGAGGCGACUCAUCCAGGAGGCCAGCAAGGUGAUAGCCAUAGUGAUGGACUUGCUCACAGACAUCCAAAUACUGCAGGACUUGAUGGAUGCAGCUUGGCGUCGCUCCGUGCCUGUUUACAUCUUGUUGGAUGAACAAGGUGUGCCACACUUCCUGGAUAUGUGCUUCAGACUGCAGAUUGGCUCACAGCAUCUCCGGAACAUCAGGGCCAGAAUGCUUCAGGGAAUUGGCUUUGGGUUGUCCUUCGGCAGACUCCCUGGGUCACUCUGUAAUAAAUACAUGCUGGUAGAUGGAGACAAAGUCAUGUUUGGCUCCUACAGUUUCUCUUGGUGUACGUCUCGUAUGGACAGAAACAUGAUCACUGUGAUGACAGGACAGGUGGUUGACUUCUUUGACCGGGACUUCCGAGAGCUCUAUGCCAUCUCUGAGAAGCUGGACCUUUACAAGGAGUUUCACGUUAGCCCGCCGGCUCCCACUGUGACCACCACCAUUCGUUCCAAAGUGGAACCCAAACGUCCCCCAUUACCAGCAACCACAUCCCGCUUCCAGGUUAGCUUAGGGGAUUCACCAAAUCCUGACAUCCAGGUGCCUGCACACAAAUACUACAACCCCAAAUAUGCACUGGCGUUUGGAGAUGUUCCACGUCCACCAGGAUCUCUGCAGGAGCGAGGACCUAAGAGGGGUUCAGUGCUGAUCAAGGUUCCCGGGGAGAUGGACCCUGGGAGGCCACGACUGACCAGCAGUGAGAGGAUGGGUCCACCGCCCUCAGAAACCCUAAGUGAAAGCCUUACGAAGCCAAACGGAGUCAAGCAGGACAAAAAGGGGCGGUUUUCAUGGAGGAAGAAAUUCUUGAAGGGGAAAUCUUCCAGUAAGCUGUCUGUUAACAGCAGCGUAUGCCCUUCACCCACAGAAACAAGUCAGACUGAUGAGAUUGAGGACAGUUUUGAGGUGGUUGUGGUAUCUCCAUCCAAAGGGAAGAAGAAACAGUCGAAACUGGACCAGAGGACACCGUCUGAGCAAACCGUCAACCCUGUACAGGACAAUGAGAGUCUUAAGAGUCGACGUCGAGGAAAACAACCAUGCAAAGUGUCUUGAUGUGAACCUGCCUGUUUUUAACCUCAGAACUCAUUCACACAUUCUUACAAAGGAUUACAGAAUGACUUCUUCAACACUAACAUCACAUCUGAACGUGCAAUAUUGUAAGUAUUUUAUAAAGACCAGAUGAAUGUAUAGUCUUUCAGAUAUACAUGCGCAGUUUUUAUGCCAAGUGCUGAACAUAACACCAAUGGUCAAAGUACUGUGGGAUGCAUGUUUCCCUGGGAGGGUGCAGAAAUAUUUAAUAAGAUAUUUCUUGUUGAUCACUUCCUUUUAGUUCACUCUGAACCUUGUUGGGGCUUUAGAUUUCUAACUGUUGUGUAGUGAAACGUAUAGGCAGACUGGACUCCACCUGAUCAGGGAUUAUUAUUGCUUAUUUUAUGAGCAACCUACAGCAGCGCAUUUCCAUACUUUGGAUAAUUUGCUUUUGCUUCUCACUCCUUAUAUAAUAGAAAAUCCCAGUCUCUGACACACAAUUAUGGAGAGAUUUUUUAUUUUUUUUUAAAACAGUUGAGCAGACAUGGACGGUGUGUUUACCUUUUUUAGUGAGGUGUUUGUGUUAGCCAUUAGGUGGGUAUUUCAUUGUACUGUAAACUUUUUACUACUUUUCACUUGUAAUUUUUCUGAAAAUGAAUGUUGCUAAGAAUUUAUGUUGAUAUCUGUUUGAUGCACUACUAAAUUGUGGGAUAUUUUGUUCUUUGUAGUUAAUAAAUAGUUUUUUAUUUA
Molecule: messenger RNA, 2381 nt
Organism: Amphiprion ocellaris (clown anemonefish)
Lineage: Eukaryota; Metazoa; Chordata; Actinopteri; Pomacentridae
Gene: sack1fb
Product: family with sequence similarity 83 member Fb
Exons: 5
Coding region: 108-1655 (515 amino acids)
Source: RefSeq, a predicted model, not a curated record